Molecule: messenger RNA, 2300 nt
Organism: Anopheles stephensi (Asian malaria mosquito)
Lineage: Eukaryota; Metazoa; Arthropoda; Insecta; Diptera; Culicidae
Gene: XRCC1
Product: DNA repair protein XRCC1
Exons: 5
Coding region: 106-2202 (698 amino acids)
Biological process (GO): single strand break repair; double-strand break repair via nonhomologous end joining; base-excision repair
Cellular component (GO): nucleus
Molecular function (GO): damaged DNA binding
Source: RefSeq, a predicted model, not a curated record
AUAGUCCGGUGUUUAUUUAUCAACUGUCAAAAUUACGCGCCACCGGGAAGAAACCGCACAAUAAUCGUUAUUCCUGUAUUUACACGCUCACUUCGCACCGUGCAAAUGCCUUCCGUGAACUUAAAAUCGAUAGAGUCGUUUAGCUCUGAAGAUCCGAACUAUCCCGCUUCGAAUCUUCUAAAGCCCGGCAACAAGAAAUGGAAGUGCCGUGAAGCGGGCGAACAGAGCGCGUUCGUAGUGAUACGGCUCGAGGAACUGACGCAUAUCACCGGCAUCGACAUCGGAAAUGAACACUCGGCGCUGAUCGAAGUGCUGGUCGCACGUAGCGGCCCCUCCAGUCCAUCGUUCCGUGAAAUUCUACUAGCCACAAAGUUUAUGAAUCCGGUAGACAGUCGCAACUCAACGGGCACUAACGGGGUGCAGUGUUUUAACGCAUCCGCACUGAUUCCGUCGGUGGCAAGCGAAAAGUGGGAUUUGGUGAAACUCAUCUGCACGCAACCGUUCAAUUCCCGCGUCAAGUAUGGGCUUACGUUCGUCGCACUACACACCAGCGGUGCGGAGAAAAAGGAGCGGAAGAGCUUGGUGCCGGAAAAGUUCCAGCAGCAAAUACGAGAGGAAGCAAACAAACCGAAGCCAUCGGUUGGGCUCGAUUUUGGCCGGUUUAAGCUGCGCGAAGAAUCACCAGAUUCGGAUGAUGCCGGAGGCUCCAAUGUAUUUGCUCGCUGGAAGAAUAAAAAUACAACGAGCUCAACCACCGGUGGCCCAUCCGUGAGUGCAUUGAUGCGCGAUACAAACACACCGAACGCAUUGCAGAAGAAUCUUCCCACGCCGGGAAGUGUGCGAACCGUUGCAAAACAGCGACCCAAACCUCAAGCGUUUGAGGACAGCGACGAGGAGAAGGUUAACAAGCAGACCAAGAUAAAUCGUAACGAUGAAUCCGUGUUAUACGAUGCGGAAGAUGAUAAACCGGCCAAGAAGCUUAAUGAAAGCGCGAUUGCAGUACACGCUCGAAAUGAGGCCGGAAUGGCAAAGCGGGAGCCCGCUACCCCAAGACCUGACGCGAAAAAUGCUUCAAAGACAAGUGGUGUGUCAUCGUCCAAAUUUAAGGACUUUCUUAACCUUACCGGAGCGGAACGGGAGUCGAGACAGAAUUCGCAUUCUACCCCGGAAGCUAAAAAACCUCAACACAACAACAGCACAUCACAGCUGGACAGAAAGAAGACACCGAGUAAAGCCAAAGACGACCAUCAAGCUCGUCCACCAUUGUCCAUCGAAAAGCAAGCCGUUCCUUCUUCGAAGCGGACGACUUCACCCACAAGAAGUCCUGCCGACAACAUGAGCAAUGCUAUUUCACCUGCUACGAAGAAACCGAAAGUGGCAGUUCAGGACGUGGAAGAGCAAAAACCGGUCCAGUACAAACCAUUUGGAAAGCUGCUAGAAAACGUUGUGCUGGUCAUUAGUGGGAUUGUGAAUCCUGAUCGAGCCAACAUUCGCAGCCAAGCGCUGGCGAUGGGAGCAAAGUACAAGCCGGACUGGGAUGCUUCCUGUACCCAUCUGAUCUGUGCGUACAAAAAUACACCGAAGUACAACCAAGUGCACGGGAAGGGAAAAAUCGUGAAGAAAGAUUGGAUCGAACGGUGUUACGCCAACCGGAAGCGACUUUCCUGGCGCAAGUUUGCACUCGACACAGCGGAGGCAGAGGUGUCCGAUUCGGAAGACGAGAUAGUAGAUAUAGCGAACAAACCGGCCGAGGCGGUACAACAACCAGCGGAGGAAAGUCGCAGUCCACCAACGUUGGUGCAGCAAGCACAGGAAGAUGCUGUGAUGCUGCACGAAUUAAGCGACACGGACGAGGAACCAAUCGGGGAAAUCGAACGCAAGGCGUACGACAAAAGCACGGAAGAGGAAGGCGACCGUCACGAGGACAAUGCGGCGAGUGGCAGCAGUUUGAAUUUUUUCCAAGGGAAGAAGUUUUUCCUCCACCAGGAGCUGGGGGCGAUCGAUAUUAUAAAGCUGGAAAAGUACAUUGAAACGUAUAAGGGAGCUGUGUGCAAAGAUAUGGCCAGCGCAGAUUACGUGAUUGCUCGCAACAAACAUACCUUACCGGCCAGCAGCCGAGCCGAGCUGGUGAAGCCGCUGUGGGUGUACGAAUGCAACGACAUGGAAUGUUUGAUACCGGUGAACCGAUAUCGAGUUGUUUAGGGUGUGCUUAAACAAGACGAACAACAAACGAACCUUCCUUUGUAUUGUUUAUUCCGAUCGAAAAAGAGAAUCGAAAUAACAUCGGAGCGUUUGCUAUA